AUGAAAGAUUGUGUAACACCGGCACCUCCUCCGCCGCCAUAUCCCUAUUAUUCGCCAACAUAUACUCAUCAUCAAUACAGAUCACCAGCAUGGCAUCAUGCACUUUCAUCUCCGUCUCAUCAUUAUGAUCUAUCGGCAUUAUCUAGAUCACCUUAUCGCUAUACACCUACAGCACAUUACUAUCCUUCACAUAUAAAUGGCAGAUCUCCUCAAUAUCAAUCGAAUAGUCAAAUUCAAUAUGUUGAAGAUGAUGAAGAUGCACGAUCGGAAGAUGGUGACGAAUCAGAUUCACCAAAACCAUUCGAUAAAAAAAUGUUUAUUGGGGGACUUUCAUGGCAAACAACACCAGAAAAUUUGAAAAAUUAUUUUACUCAAUUCGGCGAAGUAUUAGAAUGUAUGAUUAUGAAAGAUGCGAUUACAAAACGAUCAAGAGGUUUCGGUUUUAUUACAUUUAAAGAGCCGAACUCGGUCGAUAAUGUUCUCGCAAAAGAAGUUCAUAUGUUGGAUGAAAAACAGAUCGAUCCCAAGCCGGCCUAUCCUCGUCAAAAACAUCCUAAAAUGGUGACACGAACAAAGAAGAUCUUUGUUGGAGGAUUAUCAGCUAAUACAACUGUUGAAGAUGUUAAAAAAUAUUUUGAACAAUAUGGAAAAGUAGAAGAUGCAAUGUUAAUGAUUGAUAAACAAACAGCACGUCAUCGAGGUUUUGGUUUUGUCACUUGGGAAUCUGAGGAUGUUGUUGAUAAAGUAUGUGCCAUUCAUUUUCAUGAGAUCAACAAUAAAAUGGUUGAAUGCAAAAAGGCCCAACCAAAAGAAGUCAUGUAUGCUCAACAGAUGGCUAAAGGAAAAGCAGCAUUACAACGUGGUGCCUAUGGUGAUAUACUCAGUGCUUAUGUAUAUGGUUUAAAUCGAAGUAUUCCAGCAACAUAUGCAGCACCAAUCUAUCCAUUUUCGCCUGGUUUACAAUCAGCACAGAUCAGUUAUAUACCCGCUACUGUUGGUCUUCAAACACCAACAUUAACGCCAGGUGGUGAACAACGUUACUUUGAAUAUCCUAUGACACCACAAGGAAUGCAUACUGGUAUUGGUCAACUCGGUCGAGAUUCAUUAUUGCAACGAAGUGGUAAUGGAAUCGAUUUUUUUCAAGCCGACCCACUUGCUGCACAAUAUUUACAGUCAACAAGCCCAUCACCUGGUUUACCUAUUGCUACGUCACUAUUAACAACACCCUAUGCUAAUGGAUUUCAUGGUCAUUAA
Molecule: messenger RNA, 1254 nt
Organism: Rotaria socialis
Lineage: Eukaryota; Metazoa; Rotifera; Eurotatoria; Philodinida; Philodinidae
Source: the annotation of a GenBank genome assembly